Molecule: messenger RNA, 1383 nt
Organism: Suillus discolor
Lineage: Eukaryota; Fungi; Basidiomycota; Agaricomycetes; Boletales; Suillaceae
Exons: 6
Coding region: 1-1383 (460 amino acids)
Source: RefSeq, a predicted model, not a curated record
AUGAUUAAAAACUACCAGGGAGCGGUCAAUGCAAUUAUGGGAGGUUUAUGUGAAGAGCAGCUGGAGGAAGCAAAGAAGACUGCAAUAGAGUGGUCUAGCAAGGCUCCUCCUACGGAUGUCCAGGCCGAGUUCGCUCAGAAGAAAGCUCCUGGUAUGAUGAAAGAUCUUGCGACUCAGUUAUGGAGGCAGGCUGAGGAAGGGGAAGUGAGGAUCAAUGGAAUGGACUUCAAUGAACAGUUGGAAGGUAAUAGUUUCACCGAUACAAAGGACUGGAAGCCCAUGUUAUCAGAGUGGAAUGCCUAUGUCGGAGAAGAGUUCGUCAAGUACUUACACCAUGUUGUGAUACCAGCAGUCGAUCAGAAUGAUGAGGAUGACAAUGAGGAUAUGGGGGGGAAGGAGAGCGGAAAGCACAGGAGAAAAAAGGAGGAAUUUGCCUUGGAGGUGGAUGCCUAUGGGCUUCCAGUCAUGCCAGAUAUCGAGGCCCUCAGCCUAGAGAAAAAAAAGUGUCUUAUCUGCACAUUCCUCACAAGACACUACAGGUUUUGCAGUCAAAAGCCGAAGGCUUCCAUUCCUUGGUCUGCAGUAAGGGAGGCUCAGGAUGAUUUUAUUGAGCCCAAGUUUUUACCUGCCGGUGUGAAGAUCAAGGACCCGUCAAAGCUUCAGUUGCAUGAAGCCGACAGGUUGUUAGAGUUCUGGCAUCAGAGACAAAAGGACGCGGUUCCAUCAACAUUUGAAUUCAAAGGCUGGCAAGACCACGACAAGGAGAUGAGAGAACCAGUGAAGAGGACCUCUGGGCAGGUGGAACAAGACUUGAGCACCGAGGAGGAAGAUCGUGAUGAAGGUGCUAUGGAUGGCAUGAGAUCCGGUCUAGCUACUGCAAAGACCAAGGUUCCGGUUAAAAAGCCGGCCAGAAGGACAGAACACCGGUCACAACAACUGACCGGGAAGCUGACCGGACAGGUGGAGCAGGAGUCAAGUAGUGAGGGGGAGGAUGGUGACGAAGGUGCUGACUAUGGCAUGAGAUCCGGUCUGGUGACAGCAAAGACCAGGGUUCUGGUUAAAAACACAACCGGAAGGAAGGAACACCAGUCACGAAACCCAACUGGCAAGCCGACCAGACAGGUGGAGCAGGAGUCAGGCAGUGAGGAGGAGGAUGGCAAGGAAGGUGCUGGCGAUGGCACCAGACCCGGUCUAAUGACUGCCAAGACCAAGGUUCCAGUUGAAAAGCCGACCGGAAUGAUUGAGCCCACCGUUCCAGCUACAGCAAAGGCCAGGGUUCCAGUUAAAAAACCAACUGGCAAGCCGACUGGGAAGUCAACUGGAAGGAUGGAACACCAGUCAAGUGGCGAGGUCCAAAUCAAUUGGAAGGCGAAAUCGAACUGA